AUGACUUCUUUAAAAAAUCACAGGCUUGUUCAUUUAGAUUUAAAAGGAGCACCUCCUAAACCUGAUUACUUAAAAAAUUUGUAUCAAUUAUUUACAAAAUGGGGAGCAACUGGCAUUAUUAUAGAAUGGGAGGAUUGCUUUCCCUUUAAAAAUGAUUUUGAAAUUAUUACUAAUAAAUUUUAUUCAGUGGAUAAUGCCAUUCAAAUAUUACAAGAUGCCAGAGAUGCAAAAUUAGAAGUUAUUCCACUUUUUCAGACUUUUGGCCAUUUAGAGUUUGUUUUAAAACACAAAGAAUAUGUUCAAUUUAGGGAAGUUCCUUUGUUUCCUAGUUCGAUAUGCCCUAGCCAUCCGGAUGCUUUUAAACUUGUAACAAGUUUAUUAACUCAAAUAAUUGAUUUUCAUGUGGGUAUAAAGUUUUUACAUAUUGGUGCUGAUGAAGUGUGGCACAUGGGCUUAUGUGAAAAUUGCAAAAGCAGAUUAGAAAAUGGUGAAACAAAAGAGGAUCUUUAUUUAAAACAUGUAAAAAAAGUUGUCGAAUUCAUUAAACUUAAUUGGCCUGAAAUUAAUGUGAUUAUGUGGGAUGACAUGUUAAGAGAUUUUGAAGAAGCAACAUUACAAACUUACAAUUUGAAAAGUUUAGUCGAACCUAUGGUCUGGCACUACAGUCCUGCUGAAAAUUUUAAUUUGCCACCUGAAUUGAUGAGAAAAUAUUCUUAUUUUGACAAUAUUUGGGUAGCAGGUGCUUUUAAGGGAGCUACUGGUGGAUCUCAACUAUUACCUGUUGUAAAUCAUCAUGCAAGCAAUAUUUUACAUUGGAUGUGUUUAGUAAAUCAAUUAAAAACAAAUUAUCGUGGAAUAGCAUUGACAGGGUGGUCAAGAUAUGAUCACUUUUCUGCUCUUUGUGAAUUGCUUCCUACAAGUUUACCUUCGUUGGGAGUGUGUUUACUUAUUGUUGAAGAAAAAAAUUUUGAUUCGACUACGAUAUCUAGAGUAGAAGCAGAUUUGGGUUAUAAAAAUGAGGUGACAUCUUUAUGUAGAUUAUCGAAUGUUCCUUUCACUUUUACUUUUUUAGGAUGGGAAAUUCUUUCUGGGAUUUCUAAAUUCAUGAAUGUUAGGCAAUCUAUAAAUUUAACACUCAGCAGUGAACAAAUAGAUACUUGGAUGAAUUCAUGGCAGGUUUCAAAUGGUCUCGUUAAUCCAAUGCAAUUAGUAUCUUUAGUACCUGUAUUAAACAUGCAUUUAGGAGAAUUAAAUGAUAUUGAAAAGUUUUUAAAAAAUCACAUGUGUACCAUAUUUUUCGAUGAUACCGUUACGGAAUGGAUAGGUACAUAUAUAUUACCAUUAAAAAAAAAAAUAUUAGAUGUUAUACAAACAGCAGAUGAGCAAAUUGCAUUAAAUUUAAAAUUUGUCGAGGAAGCAUUAAAAAUUUAUAAAAAACCAUAUUUGCCCUACGAAAUGGAUUGUUAA
This is a messenger RNA of Pediculus humanus corporis (human body louse), 1467 nucleotides long. RefSeq lists its product as uncharacterized. Lineage: Eukaryota; Metazoa; Arthropoda; Insecta; Psocodea; Pediculidae. The record is from RefSeq and is a predicted model, not a curated record. Gene Ontology annotation, biological process: carbohydrate metabolic process. Bases 1 to 1467 code for a protein of 488 amino acids. Gene Ontology annotation, molecular function: hexosaminidase activity. The transcript is spliced from 7 exons.